AUGUCGACAACUCCCGACACGCAGCAGCUCGCACCAGGCGUCAUCCUCGGCCCCGACGGCAAGCCCUGCAAGCCAUGCAUGGCGUUCCGCAGCUUUGCUGGCGUCAAUAAGAAGGCGGCGGCCCAGCAGCAGGGCUCGUCCUCGUCGAGCGGCGGCGGCGGCAGCAGCACCGCCUCAUCGGCUCUCGCGGGCGGCGCAGGGUCCGCAGCAGCAGCAGCAGCAACAGCAGCAGCACCGUCGACGUACGCCGAGCCAGUGCUCCCCGCCGACUGCCCACCCGACGUCGAGCGCCUCGGCCGCCACACGUGGACCUUCCUGCACACGACGGCGUCCUACUUCCCUCCCCAGCCCUCGCCGCACCAGAAAUCCGCCAUGCUGUCCCUCCUGCGCGCCCUGCCGACCCUGUACCCGUGCGGCACGUGCGCCGACCACCUCGGGACGUACCUCUCGACGCACCCGCCCGAGCCCGAGGUCGACAAGGGCCGCGACGCGCUCGAGCGCUGGCUGUGCGGCGUCCACAACGAGGUCAACGAGCGGUUGGGCAAGGACAGGUUCGAGUGCGGCGACGUGCCGCAGAGGUGGCGGGACGGGUGGGCCGACGGGCGGUGCGACCCGUGA
This is a messenger RNA of Rhodotorula graminis WP1, 618 nucleotides long. RefSeq lists its product as uncharacterized. Gene Ontology annotation, molecular function: flavin-dependent sulfhydryl oxidase activity; flavin adenine dinucleotide binding. Gene Ontology annotation, cellular component: mitochondrion. Bases 1 to 618 code for a protein of 205 amino acids. The record is from RefSeq and is a predicted model, not a curated record. The transcript has 2 exons. Lineage: Eukaryota; Fungi; Basidiomycota; Microbotryomycetes; Sporidiobolales; Sporidiobolaceae.